This is a messenger RNA of Echinops telfairi (small Madagascar hedgehog), 457 nucleotides long. It is a transcript of the gene TIMM8B, whose product is annotated as translocase of inner mitochondrial membrane 8 homolog B. NCBI's taxonomy places the organism in Eukaryota, Metazoa, Chordata, Mammalia, Afrosoricida, Tenrecidae. The transcript is spliced from 2 exons. The record is from RefSeq and is a predicted model, not a curated record.
AUGACUCGGAACUCACACAACAGCCCUUUGCACAACACAACGGAAAUCCCAACCACUGCUUCUCUUUCUUCUUAGGUGCAUCGCUUCAUGGAGCUAUGUUGGGAUAAGUGUGUGGAGAAGCCAGGAAAUCGCCUAGACUCUCGCACUGAAAAUUGUCUUUCUAGCUGUGUGGACCGCUUCAUUGAUACCACCCUUGCCAUCACCAGUCGGUUUGCCCAGAUUGUACAGAAAGGACAGUAGGCCAUCUCUUAGGAACAUGACAGAAGCAGCAAAGGACUUGCUAUUAUUAACGUGUCCAUGGAGUAAGGAGGACAUCUAUUGUCAGGUGAUCAAGCUGAUGCCAAGCCUCUUGGUGCUAAAAAGUAACAGAUCAAAUGUUCAAAACAUAAAAUUUAUUUGAAAUUCCCAAACUCCAGAUUGUAUCUCAUCAGUUAUUUAAUAAAUGUGAAUUCUCCAA